Messenger RNA from Hydra vulgaris (swiftwater hydra), 1322 nucleotides. The record is from RefSeq and is a predicted model, not a curated record. Lineage: Eukaryota; Metazoa; Cnidaria; Hydrozoa; Anthoathecata; Hydridae.
UCAUAAUAUGCGAACAUGCAUCCAUGUUAUUAAAAUGCCCACUUAAUACAUCGAUUAAGAUUAAUAAUGCUUUUUUUGGUCGUAGAAAUAAUAAUAAUAAUUGUCCAGUUCUUUAUCCUGAAAACAGUUACAACUGUAAUAAAGACGUCACUUUAUUGGUUCAAAAUUUAUGUGACAAAAGAAAUAGUUGCAUUAUUGUAUCAAGUAUUGGAAUAUUUGGUGAUCCUUGUUAUGGCAUUGGUAAAUACGCUGAAGUUGAAUGGACUUGUUAUGAAAAUGAUAAUCAUAUUAAUAGCAGCAUUUAUGGACUUGUUGAGAGAAAUAAUAUAAACUUAUCAAUCGAAUUGAGUGGAAAUGGUUACAACGUUUCACUGGAAUAUUUCUUUCCACCAUUCAUUACCCUUGCUUCAGAACAUAUUCCAUAUAGAUUUAUAAAAACAAAUUCUAAUCCAAGUAAAUAUACUUUUUCAGGAUAUUUUGAAAACAAAACUACAAUCAAUAUUACAUUAAACUUAAAGAAUAGAAGAUGUCUAGAGAGUUUUCCAAUAGAAAUUCCAAUAAUGUUAAGUUAUCAAAAUAAUAUGAACACGUUGAAAGUUACAACAAUGGCGUACAUCGAUAAUUUAUCUUGCUUUGAUUUGGUUUCACCAAAAGUAUUUAGAGACAAAAAUGCUUUAAAAGAAUAUUAUGGGCGUGGAAUUCUUGUUACAGCUGGUAAAACAUAUUUGUACAUAUGUAUGAACCAACAUGUUGGAAGUUUGCAAACUGCGUGCUAUUAUUCAAAUAAUACUGGUGAUUUUAUGGCUGGUUUGGAUAUUCGUGUUGGAUGCGUUUUAGGGCAUCAUUUAGUAACUAAUGAACUAUAUGCAAUUCAUCGAAAUCAAAAAUUGUAUCUAUAUUUUGAUUUGGUUUACAAAAAGUGGCUUGCUCUUACCAAUCAACAAUUUCAGAAAUUAUCCAUCAGUCUUGAUAAAAAUAUGAUGGUAAAUUUAGAAGGAAAUCAAGAUCAAAUUUAUGUAUUUGGAAGAAAUGAGUGGAUGGUGAAGCGAAAUCACAAGGACGACUUUGGCCCAUCAAAGCUCUCAAGAAACGCAGAAGGAUUGUUUUAUCGCAACAGUUCAUCAAGCUUGUGGACGUUACGAGUCAAAUGGAAUAAAUAAACUUAUAUUAUUUUUGUCGAUAGCAACAAAUACUUAUACAACUAAAUGAUAUUAGUAAUAUAAGAUUGUAUUCUUUUAUGUAUUGACAUUUUUUUUACAUAAGUGUACAAGUUAUUGUAUUUGGGUAUAAGAGCAACAAGGAUACAAUUACAUGUUUAUUGC